Molecule: messenger RNA, 1589 nt
Organism: Sorghum bicolor (sorghum)
Lineage: Eukaryota; Viridiplantae; Streptophyta; Magnoliopsida; Poales; Poaceae
Product: acyl-[acyl-carrier-protein] desaturase 4, chloroplastic
Exons: 1
Coding region: 71-1303 (410 amino acids)
Biological process (GO): fatty acid metabolic process
Cellular component (GO): chloroplast stroma
Molecular function (GO): stearoyl-[ACP] desaturase activity
Source: RefSeq, a predicted model, not a curated record
CAUGUGCAGUCGGAUCGAGCAAGACGAUAGCAAACUCAGCAGCAGUGGACAGAUAGGAGGCUAGCUGACCAUGCCGGGGCUCAUGACGAUGAUGGCACUAGCACCAUCGCCGCCCAUGUCGGUGAGGCCAUGCUUCUGCAACAAGAUGAGGGGUACUACGAUGUUGCUGGUCAAGAAUCGUUCUUCUUCCCAAGCACAUCUCCUCGGCCGCCGCAGCUGGCGCGCUCCGGCAGCGACGACGGUGGCCACCGCAGCCGCAACUGCCUUUCAUGUUGAUGAGCAGGAACGGGAAGAGAUGAUGAUGCGGCGCCUGGCGGAGGACGGGUGGGUGGACGAGCAUAUGCUGCCGCUGCUCACCCCCGUGGAGGAGGCCUGGCAGCCGGCCGACCUGCUGCCCUCCUUCGUCGUCUCCGCCGACGAGCAGCGGAGCCAGGUGGCGGAGCUCCAGGCCCGUGCGGCUGGCGUGCCCGACGACCUCCUCGUCUGCCUCGUGGGCAGCAUGGUCACGGAGGAGGGCCUGCCCGGCUACAUGUCCAUGGCCAACCGCGUGGCGGGCGGCGGCGACGCCACCGGCUGCGACGACCACGGCUGGGCGCGCUGGCUGCGCGGCUGGACCGCCGAGGAGAACCGCCACGGCGACCUGCUCAACCGCUACCUCUACCUGUGCGGCCGCGUGGACAUGCGGCGCGUCGAGACGACGGUGCACCACCUCCUCGGCCGCGGCAUGCGCGCCAUGCUGCGGCCCUCCAGCGCGUACCACAGCCUCAUCUACGGCUCCUUCCAGGAGCGCGCCACCUUCGUCUCCCACGCCCGCACCGCCAGGCAGGCGGGCCUCCACGGCGACGCCUGCCUCGCCAAGCUCUGCGGCGUCAUCGCGGCCGACGAGAGGCGCCACGAGGCAGCCUACACCAGGGCCGCCGCCAGGGCCUUCGAGGACGACCAGGACGGCAUGGUGCGGGCGCUCGCCGCCGUGAUGCGCGCCAAGAUCACCAUGCCCGGCGAGCUCAUGGACGACGGCCGCGACGAGCGCCUCUUCGAUCACUUCUCGGCGGUUGCGCAGCGCUCGGGGGUGUACACGGCGGCGGACUACGCCGACAUGGUGGAGCACUUCGUGCGCAGGUGGAAGGUGGCGGAGCUCGGCGCCGGCCUGUCCGGCGAGGGGCGGCGCGCGCAGGACUACGUGUGCGGGCUGCCGCGCAAGAUACGCAGGAUGGAGGAGCUGGCUCAAGACCGUGCGGCCCAAAUGGGGGCCCAGUCGGUUUGCUUCAGUUGGGUGUUCGAUAGGCCCGUCCGCAUCCACUGAUGGGCUAGCCUCUUCCAAAUGAAGGUUGGGGGCCCAUUCGUCACUCAUCAACUGAACAAGGCCCAACUACUUCUACUUAUUUUAUUUUCCCUAAAUAAAAAACUUCUCGCUGCUUCUAAGCAUUAGAUUAGAGUAACAAUCAACUAUAAUAAAUAUAUCCUAGUACAAGUACGUCUGGUUGCAUUUGUAUUCUGUUUACCACUACUACGUAUCUGAAAUGUUGUUGCUUAUGUAUAAUUAUAUAUGUGCAUUGUUUAUAAUUAAUCCUAAAUAUUCCUUUGCUGAA